Messenger RNA from Carassius carassius (crucian carp), 1270 nucleotides. Its product is annotated as sushi, nidogen and EGF-like domain-containing protein 1. Lineage: Eukaryota; Metazoa; Chordata; Actinopteri; Cypriniformes; Cyprinidae. Bases 251 to 820 code for a protein of 189 amino acids. The transcript has 6 exons. Gene Ontology annotation, biological process: cell-matrix adhesion. The record is from RefSeq and is a predicted model, not a curated record.
ACCAGAGAUAUUCUAUCUAUUCGGCUUAGCAGCAGGACACACUGAAUAUUCUCUUAUUUCUGAUGAAGACCAUAUAUUCAUUCCCUUCUCAAUUUCAUAUAAAUUCUUUGGCCACACUUACAACAGCUUAUAUGUUCAUUAUAACGGACUCAUUACAUUCAACCAACCACAACCAGCAUCUGGACCAUACUACUAUGUCACGAGAGGAGCCGAAGAUUUCAUUGCUCCACUCUGGAGUGACCUUGAUGACAUGGGUUGGAUGGGCAAGUACUGGAUUCAGCAGUACACCAGUGGAAGUGUUCUCACUCGCGACACUCAGGAUAUCAACCAGUAUUUCCCUCAGAUGGACUUCAGUGCUUCUUGGGUCUUUGUUGCCACUUGGGACUUUUUUUUGCAAUGUAAAAAAAAACUGUUUCAUGUGUUUUCUUUUCAGGCAAUCACGUUUCAAGCGGUUUUAGUUUCAGGUGGCAAUCUUUCUUUCUUUCUGAUAAAUUAUGGUGACUGCGCUAUAAUUUCUGAUCAAGUGGAGGCUGGAUACGACACAAUAAACUCCAUAAACCACUUUGUAAUUCCUGGUUCAACUGAUGGCUACUCCAUCCCAAACCUGAAGUACACGAGUAAUGUAAAUGUUCCUGGUCGUUGGGCCUUCAUGGGUGGAUCAGAAAAUGUUGUAAGACUUCAAGUGAGACUUCAGUCAUUUUCAGACCUAACAAAGAAGGAAGACGUUGAGACUGUUUUGCAGCAAAUAAAACAACAGCUUGAGAAACAUGGACUGUCAAGAAGCGUCGUGCAGAAGAUCAGAAAAGUCAAGAAGACAUAGCCGUAACAUCAGCCUCAUGGAAGCAAAUUAAAACACCGAACAUUCCUGCUGUUGAGGAUGUUUUUGCCAUUGAUAAAGAGGAAUGUCACUUCACAAGAAGGAACCUUAGUAUUUUUUCCACUCUUCAGCUUUCUUAUAUACACACUAUAACACACAAUGAUGAACAAAAAAGAAUUACAUGAACCAUAUACAAUAUGUUCCAACUCUUUUCUAUGUUGAUUUAGUUUGAAAAAUCAUUGAUCCACUCUUUUUUCAUCACAAUUUGUAUUAUCAGAUCUCUUUAAGAGUCUCAGAGGUUUAAGUCUAAUCAAACUGAUCUGUAGUAUGCAAACAAUGAAAUUCAACACGAUCUUCCACUACUUACGUAAUAUGAUUAAUACUUGACCCAGUUGUGAAUGACCUCCUUUCACAUUUAAACACCCUGAAUAGAACUUUUAAAUAAAAACACAU